AUGGUGGUGGUGGCCUGCGGUUCAAAGGUUGACUCGUUGCGUCUGGGGGGGGGAUUCUGUACGGCACACACACACACAAAAAACAUCGGGGAUAAGCCUCAAACGGGAGUUGAGCUUGGACACACAAAGAGUUCAGCAUCAGAUGAGAUGGAAGUUAUCACACUCCUGCUCUUAUUCAUCAUCGUGCCUUUACAUUUGUCCAUCCGACAAACAAGUAAGUACCGGAAAAAAAAAAUGUAUAAAAACCCCACGCUGGUUUAUAGAAAUCUUGGUAAAUGUUUUGAUCUUCUGAUUUUAGGACUGGAAAUUUUGGACGUGCGUGAAUGGUUAACAAAUACAAAAGAGGAGAGUAAAGAUGCUGAUGGUGACGCACUGCAAGAAGAGCGGGCGAGCAUGCUGGUGGCAGGGAUCAUCCAAAACAAAUCAAAUAGUGUGCCUCGUGGUACUCCGACUCCUCAAUCUUUUUCCAACUCAGAAGCUCCCAGCAUCUUCUCAACUGUGACUCCCGAGGUCCACAAGUCCAUCGCACCCAUGGAAGACGUCCUCACCGAGGUGCUUCCGGAUGCGGGAGCCCAACCUGUGAGGAACGCCACAGGUACACGAGAGUAUGACCAAACGGUGACCGAGCCUUCCGUCAAAAGCGACAAAAAUGCACGUAUUGGAAAUGGCAAGCGAAACGGAAGGGGCAAAAACGUCAAAGAAAUGAAGACCAAAAAGACGGAGCGUUUUCCUUACUUCAAGGACAACUACUGUCCUCCGGAUUGCGCUUGCUAUGGAAGGGUGGUCCAGUGCUCAGACAAAUCGUCGGACAAGAUCCCGUACGGCAUCCCCUACAGCUCACGUUACAUCCUGCUGAUGAACAACCACAUCAACAGCAUCCAGCUGGACCUCCUCCGGGGAUACGACUCUUUGGAGUUCCUGGUCCUGAGCAAAAAUCGCCUGACAGACGACUCGGUGGAGGGGGCGUUCGAGGGCGUCCCGGCCCUGAAACGUCUCUACCUGGAUGGGAACCUGCUGGCGAGCGUACCGACGGACCUUCCAGCUUCCCUCGAGGAGCUUCGCCUGGAUAACAACCGCGUGAGGGUGAUGUCCGAGUCGUCUUGGGCUCGCUGUCGUGGCCUUUUGGUGUUAAGCCUCAGCAACAAUGCUUUGGGCGAAGGAUCGGGAUCACUUCCGGAUGGCGCGCUGUCGCCCCUGCGACACUUGAGGACUUUGAACCUGGAUCGCAAUCAACUGACGAGCGUCCCCCUUGGGUUGCCUCUGUCCGUCAAGGAGCUGUACCUCAGAGGCAACCUCAUCGAGCACUUUGGCGGCGGAGCAUUCAACGGGCAAUCCCGGCUGGCGAUUUUGGACCUGAGUGCCAACAGACUGAGCAACAAGGGCCUGCCCAAAGACGCUCUCAUCCGAGCGCCCCACCUGGAGAGUCUCAACCUGGAGGGCAACCGACUCCAAAAAGUACCCCGACACCUCCCCUCGUCCGUCAAAACGUUAAACCUCGAGGGCAACCUCAUCUCCGCGAUUGGAAGAGUCGCUUUCAACUCCUUGAAGAACCUGGAACAUCUGGGACUGGCCCGGAACAAGAUCUCCAAAGUGGCCCCGGGCGCAUUCUGGAGUUUGGGCGCCCUGCACCAGCUGGACCUUUGCCACAACGCCUUGAGCCAGGUGCCCAGACAGCUUCCGCGGGGCCUCCGCUCGUUGGCGCUCACUCACAACAAGAUCCGCUCGGUGCCUCGGGACGCCUUCUGCUGGGGUCAAGCGGGCUCAGGUCUCAGCGGGCUUGUCCGGGUGCAGUUAGCGGACAAUUUGAUGGACAUGGCAAAGCUGGACUCCAAGGCCUUCGGGUGCUUGAGGGGAUUUCAGGUUGUGCAUUUCUACUGAAACAAAAGCCACCGGAAAACAAGGCAAAUAGGACUGCUGGGAUCCUAAAAUGUAUUGUUUGAGUUUGGCGUAAGAAGCGGGAAUC
Hippocampus zosterae (dwarf seahorse) is the source of this 1963-nucleotide messenger RNA. RefSeq names its product decorin. The transcript has 3 exons. NCBI's taxonomy places the organism in Eukaryota, Metazoa, Chordata, Actinopteri, Syngnathiformes, Syngnathidae. The record is from RefSeq and is a predicted model, not a curated record. Gene Ontology annotation, molecular function: protein binding. The coding region runs from base 1 to 1878 and encodes 625 amino acids.